Molecule: messenger RNA, 991 nt
Organism: Owenia fusiformis
Lineage: Eukaryota; Metazoa; Annelida; Polychaeta; Sabellida; Oweniidae
Source: the annotation of a GenBank genome assembly
UAGAAAAUUAUAAAAAGUUCUUCAUAUGGAAAGUGCAGUGACUAAUACAACCAGGGACGCGGUGGCCGAGGGACUAAUAGGUUUACUUGUCCCUGCAGUCGAGGAAGUGGAUCAAAGAGUGCAAGGAGUAAGACAGAGCCAGAUAGAACUACGACAGCAAAUUGAUGCACUUGCUGAAGAUUUGAAGAGAAUAUCACAGAACCAGAGUAUCCCUGUUGAGCUUGAUAGUUACGUGAAGAAAUUAAACAAUGCAAGAAGACGUGUCAUGCUAGUUAAUAAUAUCCUGCAAAAUGCACAGGAGCGCCUAGGAAAAUUACAUCACAAUGUGUCUAAGGAAACUGCGAAGCGUAAGGCGUUACUGGAGCCACCCAAUCCUGGACCUCCAUGAUGAAUACAUACACUGGAACUAUUUUACGAGGAUUUGAAAAAAUCGAUCUUUAUGUGAUCUCCAUUUAUUCAACAUUCAAAUUAUAGGCCAACAAGGAAAUUCACACAGGAUUUCGCGAUCAAUUAAAUAAAAUACGGAAGUUGCCAAAUGAACUAUACCCAGGUAUUGAGAGUAGUCCAACUAAUUAAAAUGGACACUUGUAUGUAAAUAAAAUGUAUCCCACUAUAAUGCUAUUAUACCAGGGGGAUUUUGGAAAUAUUUUGUCACCUUUUGUUUCUGAAUUCAUGAUCUUAUACUUGUUAAACAAGAGUACAUUGAAGUGAAAGACUACAUGCUUUAGAUUGGUGUUAGUAAAGAAGGGAUUCAUCUGAUUAUUGACAGUAAUAUAACAUCAACAUUCCUUAGUGGCUUUGUGCAAUAUUUUAUGUUUUAUUAUUCUAAUACAGCAUUGAAAAUAAAAUUAUAAAAUAAAAUAGUUUGUACAGUUUACAGUAUGAGAUGAUUAACUAAUAAGGUUGAAAAAACCAGGUGUCAAAUGAUGUGUUUCCUGUGCAUUACAUAUGAGCUAAUAGAAUAAAUGCAAUCUUACACAGUACAGAAAAA